UGAUGAUGAAUUAUAUUUCCACCAUCUUAAUAAUAUGCUUAUCAUUGUAAAUAACAUAUUCAACUCAUACACUCAACUUAGUCUAAGAUUAGUAAGCUUUAUGCUUAGAUGGAUCAAGAGGAGUAUCAUUAUAUAUAAUUAAAGUCAUUCUAUUUUGAUAGAGGAAGUGGAAGUGGAUCUAAGUCAUGGAUUAUUUACUUUUAAGGAGGAGGUUGGAUAGGUGGAAACAAUUUAGAAGCUACAAAAAAUAAUGCUUUAUCUAGAUCAAAAACAGAUAUGGGGUCAUCUAAAAAUAAGGCUCAAUAAGUAAAUUUAGGCGGGAUCUUCUCAAGGGAUUCUAAAGUGAAUCCUGUUUUGUACAAUUGGAAUUCUAUUUACAUUAAUUAUUGUGAUGGAACAGGUAAUCAUUUAAUCUUAAAUUCGUAGGACAUUAAGGAUAUGCAAAAGAUCCCAUUAUUGUUGGUGGAGUAAAUCUAUAUUUUAGAGGUAAUUCAAUUACAAGAUCUAUAAUAAAUUAAUUUUUGGAUGAAUUGUAAUAAGCUGAUAAAGUUAUUGUAUCUGGAUGUUCAGCAGGUGGAUUAGCUUCAUUUACUUGGGUAUAAACCAUAAGAGAUUUAUUACCACCAAGUGUAACUGUAUUGAAGUAUUUUAUUUAACGUAUCUAGUGUUCCAGAUUCUGGAGUGUUUUAGGAUAUGUAAACAUAUGAUGGUUCCAUUUCUUAUAAAAAUACAUAUCAUACUAAUUUUAUGCAAUUAUCGAAUAAAGAAAUCUCUCCACCAAAUACUAGAUGUGUCUAAUCAAACCCUAAUGAAUAAUGGAAAUGCUUAUUUGCUUAAUAUUUAAUUGAAUACAUUGAAGCUCCAAUUUUCUUUGUGUAAUCACCAUAUGAUUCAUGGUGUAUUCCAAAUAUUUUGAAGUUAUCAUGUGCAAAUGAUGGAACAUUAUAAAAUUGCAAUCAAAGUUAGGUCAAUUAUAUAGAAAGUCAUGCCAUAAGUAUGGAAGUUAUGAUGAAAUCAAGAUUUUCAACUCAUUUUAAUACUGGUGCUUUUGGUCCUGCCUGUUUAUAACAUUGGUAUAAUUAUUGCUUAUUAUUUUAGUUUCCUAGAAGGUUCUUAUUAUUAUGGAACUAAAUUCUAAGUCCCAACUGGAUCAGGAAACACAAUAGCCAAGACUUUAUCUGCCUGGGUUUUAGAUUAAUCAAUUUCUUCUAAUUAUUUAGAUAAUGUAUCAUGGCCUGAUAAUAUUGGAUGUAGCAAUUUAUCAAUAGAGAUAUGAG
Paramecium pentaurelia is the source of this 1277-nucleotide messenger RNA. The record is from the annotation of a GenBank genome assembly. Lineage: Eukaryota; Ciliophora; Oligohymenophorea; Peniculida; Parameciidae.